Messenger RNA from Prinia subflava (tawny-flanked prinia), 9151 nucleotides. Its product is annotated as kazal-type serine protease inhibitor domain-containing protein 1-like. Gene Ontology annotation, cellular component: interstitial matrix; extracellular region. The record is from RefSeq and is a predicted model, not a curated record. The transcript is spliced from 6 exons. Gene Ontology annotation, biological process: regulation of signal transduction; regulation of cell growth. Gene Ontology annotation, molecular function: insulin-like growth factor binding. Bases 5124 to 6032 code for a protein of 302 amino acids. Lineage: Eukaryota; Metazoa; Chordata; Aves; Passeriformes; Cisticolidae.
CCACUCCUAGCCCUUGUCCCCAAGUGCCACAUCCACAUGGCUUGUAAAUCCCUCCAGGGAUGGGCACUCCACCACUGCCGUGGGCAGUCUGUUCCAAUGCCACCACCUUUCCAGUGAGGAAAUUUUCCCCAAUAUCCAACCUGAGCCUCCCCCGGCCCAGCCUGAGGCCGUUCCCUCUCCUCCUGUCCCUGUUCCCUGGGAGCAGAGCCCGACCCCCCCGGCUGUCCCCUCCUGUCAGGAGCUGUGCAGAGCCACAAGGUCCCCCCUGAGCCUCCUUUUCUCCAGGCUGAGGCCCUUUCCAGCUCCCUCAGCCACUCCUCAUAUGACUUGUGCUACAGACCCUUUCCCAGAGAGGCCUUUUCCAAUCUUAGCAAUUCUCUGAUUUCCAAAGGUGGCUGCCCACAGGGCUUGCUUUCUUUAGCCACAGCUUUUGUUGCAACUUCAAUGCUUUGACAUGGCUCAGGUCUGGCACCAGGGGUGAAUCCUGUUUCCCUCAAGAGACAGGAGUAGUUUAUGCAAGAUCCAUGUGCAGCUGAGACAAGGCAAGAGAAUGUUGCUUAUAUCACAGCUUGGUUUCUGGUCACUUUCCCAGAGUAGGACCAAGAUAGAAAUAUCUGUGCAUUCACUGUCAUGGAGAACAUUCAGUAUUGCUGUGAAAGAAAGCAGGAGCAGCUGAAGGAACAUCCCCCAUGUUUCUUCUCUGUGCCUGAUUUCCUGGCUGGUUUUAGGGACAGGUAGUUUUUUGCUAAUGUGACUUUCCAUUAUAAAGUUUCCAUUGCUCUGGAAAAUAUUAACUGUGCUCUGUAGACAGACAGGCCCUGCAGUUAUAAGCGGAAUAUCCUAAAGAUUUAGUUCCCAGUAAUAAUAGGGCUAAACCACAGCACCACCAGAGGCAAAACCUAUAUUAUUUGAAAUAAAAUUUCUUAUAAAUAUCCAGCUAUGAAGUAAUUUUUUUAUCAGUUCCUCCUAUAUAAACUGGACAAGGCAAACUGUCCUAUCCAUCAGCAUUAAAGUUGCUGAAAAAAAUUUCUCUGUAUUAAUUGUCUGCAAGUUUUGGAGAUCUCCCUUUCCAUUAGACUUUCCCAGGAAGCACUGUGGUUGCCACUCUGAAGAACUUUGUUGGUAGCAGCACCAGUGUCAGCUUUGGACUUCAGCCUCCUCAUGUUCCUCCUGUCUCUGCCUCUGUAGAGGAGGGAUGAACAGGCACCCACAGCAGCCAGAGCUGACAUUGCUCAGACUGUCAGCUGCAAACACCUUGAAACAUUGCUGAAGUCAGAACCGUGUGGCUUUGGGGUUUUCUAUUUUGUUUUCUUUCAGCCACUCUCCAAAUGCUUAGAGCACAUUUCUUGCAGGUCUGCAGUAGGAGCCAGGCCAGUUUUCCAACCUCCUGCUGCAUGUUGAACCCAGAAGGGGCUAAGAAUAGCAAGGGGCACACAUGGACGUUGCUGGAAACUUUCACACUCAUGCCAGCCACACCCUGGUGGCAAAGCAUUAAUGAUGAGAUUCAUGAAAGCAGUGUCAGCACAUCGGACUGGCCCCAGAAAGGCCCUGCCUGCAGAUCCCAGGACUGCCCCAGCCCGCGCUUCUGGGAGGAACCAGCACAUGGCAUCAGUCACCCCCGUUUGCCACUUACUUCAACAAAAUUAAAUACUGCUCUCAGGAAGGCGGCAGAACUCCUUGAACUGAUCAUGCCAUAUGGAAAUACUGGGGAAAAGCCAGGGAAACUGCUUCACAGGCAGCACAGACCUUCCUGCUGAGACCAGGGCACGUGAAUGCUGCUCCACCUCCCUGUUCAGGACAUGAUUCUCCAAGGUGUUAUUUCCCAGGUGAUAACAGCUGGCUCCCCAUCACUGCAGCCUCCUGAGCUCUUGCCCUGCAGGCUGCACUUGGGGGCUGCUGGCUCAAAGAUCAGGGCACGGCGCUGUUUGUCCUGCAGCUCCAGCAGUGACAUUCAUCCACAGCUGCUUGUGUUUCCUUCUGGGAGAUAUUUAGGGUUCAUUUAAGGUUUGUGCUGAAAAUCAACACUUUUCCCUACAAAAGCAAACUUCAGGGAUUACAGACAUCCUGAAACAAUGCAUAUUUUAUUCCUGAAGCAGAUGGGACUAUGCCUUUAAUAUGCCUCUUCAAACCCAGCUGUGCAUCCUGCUCACUCUCCCUCCCUCUCCUCUGCUCUGACUGCCACACAUCCAUCCAGUGAGGGGAGUUCUCCUCAGCUUGUCAUAGCUGGCUUGAUAAUGAAAGACAUUCAGAGGGUUACCAGGCCAUUUCUCCAUGUUAUACCACAAUCCUUUAACCUCAAUGUGUUCCAUAUGAUCUCAGGAAUCUGUGACCUCAGCUGCACAUCAUCCGCCAGGUGGCAGCUGCUUAAACGAGACCGCAGGCACUGUAAUUUAAAGGCUGAACUCACCAAGAAUUCAGAUUACAUGAGUCAGGUAAAUGCCAAAAAAGUUUUCUAGCAUAUCCAUGAUGGGUCUCCUCUGUGCCAGCUCACAGGAGGUACUUUCUUAUGAUACACUCACUGUUUUACAGCUCUAAGAUCCCAGGUCUCCUGAGAGAUGCCAGACAAAGCUCACCAUUACCAGGUGAGCAGGGUGAGCAGGGGUGGAGCUGGCCUGCAGCCCCUUCUUGCUUCAGCUCAACUUUGCACAUAUGGCUUCACCCCUAUAAACAUUCCCUUACUUCAUAUGAGCCUUCGCAAAUCCUUGUCCUAUAGGUAUUUAUCUCCUACAGCUGUACAGAUAAUGAAAUAGACUGUGAUGAGUAGACCCUAUAAUACAAAACUAGAUGUCUGUUUAGGACUUGAUAAAGAAAUAUGAAAUAAAACACACGAAGCAGGACAAAAGAAUCAAUUUCCCAUUAAAUUGAGGGGGUUUUUUUCUAACUCUCAAUGUUAAAAGUAUCAAUUACACACAUGACUUACUUGUUUACAGUCUGAUUCAGAGUUCAAAGCAAAAACUUGCACCUACAGAAUAUGAAUUAUCCCAGUGAUCAGAGGAAAGGAACCAGUGUCCUGCAGGUAUCUCCAGGCUGGCUUUGAGAAGUCUUAUCAGUGUAGGCUGAGAGAAAUUAUAUUUUGUGGUGUUCAGGAGAAGGAAGUGAUUUUGAAGCAGCCUGCUCCUUAACUCAAAGGAAGAGGUAAUCUAAAAUGGUGCAGAAGGUAUGGAGCUGAACUUGGGAAAAGCCAUGGAAAUGUUUGGGAUGAAAAGUAAACAUAUGACCUCCAAAGAUUUGCGUUUGUGAAUACUGACAGAGGAUGCAAGGCUGGUACAACAAAAGACAUCCUUCACUGAGCUUAUACAAGCAGUUGCAUGCCAUGAACAAAAAACGAGGAGGAAAAGCUGCUUGUGGAAGAUUUUAGGAGAAGUAGGCAGAAGCAUAUUUUUUAUUUCAGCAUGUUAACAGUGUCUUAGUUUUAUGUGUUUAUCUUCAAACUGUGAUGCAUGUAGGGUUAUUUUAAGCUAACACCCAGAGACAUUUACUUUGUAGGCAGUGGUGAUCCUUGACCCAUGGCAUUGAGCUAUGCUUGCAGGGCUACAAGUCCGUGAUGCUUCACUUCCACCUCCACAGCCAGGAAGACAAAUUGCUGCUGAGCUGCAUGUGGUUUGAAUAAUAGUUACAGCCUAUGGGCUACAGACACAAAAUCUCAGCAGCAGGGCAAGGGAAGGAAUAUCACAGAAUCACCAGGUUGGAAGAGACCUUCAAGAUCACCAAGUCCAACCCAGCCCUAACACCUCAACUAAACCAUGGCACUGAAUGCCACAUCCAAUCUUUUUUUAAACACAUCCAGGGAUGGUGACUCCACCACCUCUCUGGGCAGACCAUUCCAGUAUUUUAUCACCCUUUCUGUAAAAAACUUUUUCCCAAAAUCCAACCUAUAUUUCCCUUGGUGCAGCCUAAAACUGUGUCCUCUCAUUCUGUCAGUUGCUGCCUGGAGAAAGAGACCAACCCCCACCUGAUACAACCACCUUUCAGGAAGUUGUAGAGACUAAUAGCUGUAGACAGAUUUCUUCCAGGAGAUAAGGAGCAUGUCUAAACCCUGAGAUGGAGAAGAAACAAUGCAACACCAGGUCAGAAACGACCCUGCAAAGCCAUCUCCCUGAACUGGCAGCCAUUUAUGCACAGAAAAAGCAUGGAAAGAAAUCCAUGCUACCUCUUUCAUCUUUCCUCAUAACCUGCAGUAUAAGCACAUCUUAAGAAACUAAGGCAGAGGAGUGCUUUGAAAAGAUGAGCACAGCAUCUAAUAGUUCAGUAGAAUCUCCUUCUGAAGCUGUAGCAUUUUGCUCAUGUUAGCCUGUGCUCUAAACCUUUGCACAUUGUUCUUAAGAGGCAAACAUGGACCACAUUAUUUUGUGUUGCAAAGCACAGUCACCCAUAAACACUGAAGAGAAAAUAUAUGGAGAGACAACGAUAGGUCCUUUAAUGGUUACAGGCAUAUUUCAGGUUAAACCUGGGAGUUUAAAGUCAAUUCCAGCUCUCUUGGAUUGCCUCUUGCUUGUAUAGAGCCUGUAAAUAAAGUGUUAAUUUAGAGCCCCUAGCUGUGAUCAGGAGUGGAUCACAUUUGGUGCUGCACCAAGCUCUAGUCUCUGGAGUACUGGUUAAGUCCCAGGGCACUGGGCUUUGGGGUGCUACUUUGUACACAUAUUUACCUUUUUGUGAUGAUCUAUUUUGCCUGAUGGAGAGGAGGGGCACUCAUAGCAGUGAAUUUUUUCAUUUUACACUCCUUUACCCUGUUCCCCUUUCUACAAUAGCUGCAAUGUAGUGUUUCAGUAGAGCAAGGCUUUGCAAAUUUGGCUCAAUGAGACACAGAGCAAAAAGCUUUUCAGAGAGCUUCAACUCAGCUGUCAGAAGGGGCAGUUUGGUCUCUGUGCAAGCAGUACUCACAUUCCAAACUGCAUCAGAGAAAAGCUGCUGGGUUUUUUAUGCAUUUUUGUUAUCAGUUCCAGAUUAGGAAUCUGAUACUCAUUUUUUCUUAAAGCCUGUGUUUGGAGUACAGCUUAUAUUCUAAAACAAAACCAGGAUUGUGAUGUUUUUCUCUCACUAGCUUGCUCUUUUUUUGGUUUGUUUUUCUUUCCUCUCCUGGCUUUAUUCCAAAGACCUUUUCUGCUUUUUGUUACACUCUCGAGAUGAAGCACUGGAUGGUUACAGCAGUGCUGGUAGCACUGGUACAGGUUUCGCAGAGUUUCCCUGCCUUGUACCACCGAGGCUGGUGGAGACUGCUCAGGGAAGGAGAUAGUUGUGGAAAAUGUGAUUUGGCACUCUGCUCUGAGCCGAAGGACUGUCCGGCCGGGACUGUGCUGGAUCGCUGCGGCUGCUGUUCUGAAUGUGGGAACGUGGAAGGUCAGAUCUGCGACUUGGACCAGGGCAAUCAUUUCUACGGGCAAUGUGGGGAUCACCUCGAGUGCACGUUGGAUGCUGAUGAAGCAAGAUUUGGGGAAGUCCCUGAACCCCAGUGUGUGUGCAAAUCUCAAGAGAGCAUCUGUGGAUCUGAUGGGAAAACCUAUGAAAACAUCUGUCAGUUCAACAAGGCUUAUGCUGCAAAAAGAAACAUCAGCAUGAAACAUAAAGGGCCAUGUGAAUCAGCUCCUGUUAUUUCUAUGCCGCCUCAGGAUGCCCAGAAUUACACUGGCAAUGAUGUCAUUUUUGGCUGUGAGGCGUCGGCCUAUCCUAUGCCACAGCUUGAAUGGAAAAAGAAGGGGAGUAAAAUGUUUUUGCCAGGAGAUGACACCCACCUCUCAGUUCAGGCAAGAGGUGGGCCUCAGAAAUAUGGUGUGACAGGCUGGCUGCAGAUUCAAGGCCUCAAAAAAUCAGAUGAGGGCAUUUAUAUCUGCCACACCAAAAACAAGCAUGGUGCAACAUAUGCUUCUGCAAGAUUGAAAGUCAUUGAUGACCCAUCUCCUGCAUUUGCAUUUCCUGCUGGCAGUAGAAGUGCAAGCUACAGCAUUGAAUACAAGGAGUAUUAUGACAAUUCUGAUGAGGAAGAUGAUGAAGAAUAUGAAUCCGGGAACUACGAUAAUGAAAACAACUCUGAAUAAUAAUUUUUAUACAUCAGUUGUCUAAAUCCUUUCACAUUGUUAUAUUUACUAGUAGUCUCUAGUAGUUCUGUAACAGGCUCCUGUGGUAACACACAUACUCACCUGUGUAUCCACCUUCCUGAAAUGCAGCUUUGGAUGAAGUGUAUCAUGCUACUCAUCAGAAAUAAGAACAGUUGUAACACCAUAUAUUUAGACUAUUAAAUAACAUCCUUCACAAUGCACCAUUCUACUAAGUAUGCUGAAAGGAUCCAAUUUUAUAUUAAUUUUUAAAUUAUCUUAUUUCUUUCAAACAUUCUAGUUUGUCUAGCAAAACUGCCAAUAGUUAAACAAUAUUUUUACUUUGUAUCAAUUUUCUUUUUUUUUCAAUAAAGUACUUACUAAGAAAUAUCAAGAGAUUGUUCACAUGGCAACAAGCCUAAGGAAGUACGGAGGUUGCAAAACAGUCUUUAAUCUCCUUAGUUCAUGUUUUCUCAUAAGUUUCAGCAGGAUUUUCCUUCUCAUUUGAAAUUUUUUGUGUCUCAUCAAAGGUAUCUGUCUUUUGGGGGAUGAUUUUGUUUACUGUUAAUAGAUACAUGAAGCAAUCAUGGUCUAAAGCCAGUAAGUGCUGUUUUACAGUCAAUACUCAAACACAGCCAAAAAAGAUUCCUUGUGCCUUCAAAUCUGUGAGCACACCUUUGGGCUGCUUCUUGUAACAGCUCCUGCAUUGCUCCCCACAGCAAGGGCUCCCUCCCAGCAGCCUGGGAGCAGUUCAGGGCUCGGGAUCAUGAUCCCUGAACAGGAUACUGACUGGGGGGCAUUCCUGCAGUUUAAGGGCAGCAGCUGCUCCGUAGCUCCCCUUCAAACACACAGGGAUUGCACUCCAGAGUCAGGAUCUGCUCUUUGUCUGGCGCUGUGAACAAGGUGCCCCUAUCCCCAAGGCAUCAGUAUUGCCAGGCUGCUGGAAGGGCAGCAGGAACACAAACAUUGUUCCAACUGAUCCAUGAACCAGACAGCAAAGGAGAUGGAGUCAAAAACACAGCCCUUCCAAGGGCUGAGUGAGCACCCUGAGAAAUUUCUCCAAUUGCUUUUGUUAACUAUAUACGUGAAGGCUAUCUCUGAGUUAAUGGAUAAUGGAAAACAUCAACCCUGCACUUACACCUCUGGUUCCCACUUGGCUUAGGGUAGAUGAACAGCAGUAAAUUACUGAACACAUUCACGACUAAAGCAGCAGAAGCUCAAGCAUUUGCAGGGAAAGCCUUGGUAUGUGCAUGUUCCAUGCAGUGAUCCCUGCACACACUAAGGUCACCACCAGCUGGGUUCAGGGUGACAAGGAGGCUUCUUUAAGGGCACUCUACACAUACACUGUGUAGGAUUUUUAAUGCAUAUACACUGCCUCACAAAUUCUUCUUUUAAUGUGCUAUUUGUGCUUUUUUUUUUUUUUUUCCUUUCUUUCAGAAAGAUUUUUCUUUUCAAUUUGAAAUUCUUUAAGAAAUUGGCUAUAGACUGUGUUUGCCCUGAGGUGUUAUUGACCUCUGUCCAGCAAACAAACAAAGAAUAAUUUAUUUCAUUUCAGGCUUCAUGGGGUAUUGUCAGCUUAUGACAAGAAAGUGUGCCAUUGUGUUAUUGAAAAAGAUUAAUUAGUUUUAAUUAGGAAUAGGAAGUUGCUUCAUAUUUAACUACUGAUUUUGUUUUUAUGGACUCUUUCUGGUCUUCUUAGAGACAUGGUAAUAACUUUUUUUGCUUAUCCACUAUAUAUUAAUGUAAACAUAAUAUUAUCUGAUAGAAAUUACUGAUUAGUUUUUAUGGAACUAUUUAAUAUGCAGACAUAUACUCAAGAUCAAUUGUGAUCUGCAUUGCAAAUAAAUGGAUUAGAUUACUAAAGUAAUCAUUAAGUGGUGGCAAUAUAUACUGGUAUAGUAUAGUACAUGGCACAGAAAAUAAUCUUGAAAACAUUAGCCAGAGAAAGAAAUUAAAAUUCUUCAGGGCCUUUUGCUGUUGUUAAGGGAAAAUGAAAAAUGGAAAGAGAGGAAUGUUUGAAUGAGAAAAUGUGCAGCAGAACUCUAGCAAAUACCAGUCUGCAAGUGUUUGGCCUGAUGGAGUAUGUCUAUUUAAGAGAAGCUAACAGUCCCUGAAAAAAGAAUUUUAAGUUAAAUAUAUUGCAUUUCUCUCUCUAUGUAUUUUUUAAUAUUUAAUUUUAAUAUUUAAUAAAUUCUUGUAAAUUAUCAGCCAUUCCUUUCAGUAAGGAAAUUGCAUUUUAAGAAAAAUCUCAGUGUGAUGCAAAAAACGGAACAUUGAUACCUUGAAAAAUUCCUAGGGUUUUGGUUUGGUGUGGGGUUUUUUUGUGUGUGUGUUUUGUUUGUUUGUUUGUUUGUUUGUUUUUGGUUUUUUGUUUGUUGUUGUUGUUGUUUUGUGGGAGGGGACACAAAUGGCUGAUUUUGUUUAUAUGUUUUAAUCAAGUAAUUUAGUAUUAAAUUUUAAAAAGUGUGGAGAAGACUCAGUCCUCUCUAAGCAGUAUACUGGUGUGGAUCUCAUUGUGAAUGUACUGCCUGUAGCAACAAAUCUGUUCACCUAAGGCAAAGGAACAGCCAGUUCAAGAAGUGAGGUUUAUUCCAGCAGCGGGAAAUGAGCCCGGCUUGAGCUGAAAACAAUGUGUUAGUCCUGUAUUUCGCAGGGCAGACUUAAAGCCUUCUUUAAUUGAGUUUCCACAGAAGAUUGUUAGAUUUUGUUACAUGCAAGUCUGAACUUCAUGGCACAGCUUCCUCCUGCCACACAAGCACCUUUACUUGUCAUUUCCCCCUCACACUUGAAGGUAAAGGAAUUGUACAGAAGUUGCUCGAGAAAUUACACUGAAGGACCUUUGAGCAGGAGCCUGACAUAGGCUAGGGUACUUUCACAAUCUAACAUUAUUACUUGCUGUGUUCAGGUUUUGUCAGCUAUUAGUCUAGGAAUCCACUAAUACUUUAACUGGAGCAAUUUUCUUCCCCUUAAAAUAAUCAGGAUAUAGCUGACAGAAAUCAAAUCUAGAAAGGCAACUUUUUGUGUACCAGAGAUUCAUAUUAUUCAGGUGAUGGUUAAAGGGGGUGCCAGGGCUGCCCUGUACAGCUGAGCACAGUGUGGACUCCCUGCCUGCCCCUGAAAUA